Molecule: messenger RNA, 1993 nt
Organism: Spodoptera litura
Lineage: Eukaryota; Metazoa; Arthropoda; Insecta; Lepidoptera; Noctuidae
Source: RefSeq, a predicted model, not a curated record
UAGGAUACAUGUUAGACAUGUUGAAGUAAAAUGCGAUAUUUUUAUUUAACGAUUUUAUUUUUGUGCCUUAGCGCAGUACAAGAAUAUUCGUUUUCACGUGUAAAACCUACUGAACAUCCAAAACGGCAUAGAGCUGAAACCAACGAACAUGACCAUGGCAACCGAAAACCUAAAAAUGAAAUGAGACAUUUCCAAAACGAGAAAGAAAAACACGUAAGAGAUGAAAAAUUAAAAGAUGGAGGACAUAUAAAGGAUGAUAACGAAAAACAAGGAAGACAUGUGAAAGAUAAAAAACCAAAAGGCGCACGGCAUGUCAAAGUUGAGAAAUUAAGAGACAGAAAACAUAAAGAUGAUAAUGUAAAACUAAAAAGAAAUGUUAAAGAAGAAAAAUUGCAAGACGCAAGACAUAUAAAAGACGAAAACUUAAAAGAACCAAGGCACGCAAAAGAUGAAACAUUAAAAGAAAGAAGACAUAGAAAAGAUGGUAACGAAAAUCAAGUAAGGCAUUUAAAAAACGAAAAAUUGAAAAAGGUAAAGCAUAAAAAAGGCGAAAAUUUAAAAGAACCAAGGCACACAAAAGAUGACACAUUAAGAGAAAGAAGGCAUAAAGAUGACAAUAUAAAAGAAGGAAGGCACAUGAAAAAUGAAGAGCCAAAAGAAACACGACAUGUGAAAGCUGACAGACAUGUUAAAGAUGAUAAAUUAAAAGAUUCAACAUCACAGAAUACUACCAGAAAACAUCCAAAGGAUAUGAGACAUUUGCAAAACCUAAAAGGGAGUGACGUAAAAAAUGAUAAACUGAAGGUUUCAACAUUAGAAAGGAAUGCUAAAAGUCAUGAAAAUGUAACGACAACCAACAACGGGCCCGGUGUACCUAUAACAAAGUUACCAGACAAAAUUCUACAUAAGAUUAAAGGACGUGUCGCUGUAAAACAUUUGCUUGGCAAUCACACGUCACACCACAGAAAGCAUAAAAAGUCAGGAUCUCAUAAGACAAAGGAUGAUAAAUCAAAACCGGGUUUUAGAGCACGUGACAGUUAUUCAUAUACUUCUAGUAGUUCUACUCAGGAAAGGUGGCCAGAAGAAUGGGAUGACCAUUGGAUGCAGAAGAAAUUGGAAGCACUUAAUUCUUCGCAGGUUAGGGGCGACGUCAUCAAUAUGGCGGGUGCUAGGCCAUGGGCAUUUCCUUGUGGAGAUCCAGGGCAACAUGAUUUACCAUGGGGCACAUGCAUGCUAGCUCAAGAAUGUGACGCCGAAUAUCGAAUCUACCGCGGUGACUCUUUUUGUGGAAGGACUUCUUUGGUAUGUUGUGCACUUCAGUUGUCCAACUACGACUUCUAUCAUGGAAUCGAUAUAUCCUUUGGCGGCACCAGUUACUCAUCGAAUUCUCAAGAAGACGCUAUUCAUAUAGUUGGGUCAAAAGAACGUAAGCGGAGAUUAGAAAAGAAAGAAAAAGAAAGACGUAAACAUGACAGAGCCAGAAGGAAAAAGAAAAUGCAAAAGAGUAUCAAAAGUAUUGUUCAAGAAGUAAAAACUAUUUUGAACAAAGCAUUCAAAAAUGGUACAUCGGAACGACAGAGAAAGAUUAAUCGUAUAAGAGAUUAUAUAAACAAUAUGAAGAAGCAAUAUAGAAAGGAUCGCGAAAAUCUUGUAAAACUGCAUCAUGACCAGAUGAUAGUGACCGAUGAGAAGUUCCAAGUUAAGCUUAACCAGGUCAAAGGUUUGAACCAAGCGUUUAUGACUAAUGAUACAUUCAGGGAUAUUAUUGUUAACGGGACUAUUAACAAAGAUAAACUCACGGUGUUGUUACGUGAACAGCCGCAACUGACGCAAUAUUUCAAGACUAGACGUUCAGGUGGCGGGGAGCCAUAUCUAGGCCCAGAUAAAGAGGUGACAGGUGAAGACAAGUAUAAGCAUGAGCGCCAAGUCAUGGAUACCAAAUCUAAGUCUCAGGAAUAUGAUGUGGAGUAUGGAGUUCUAUAUUACUGAGUAA